Ilex paraguariensis (yerba mate) is the source of this 306-nucleotide messenger RNA. Lineage: Eukaryota; Viridiplantae; Streptophyta; Magnoliopsida; Aquifoliales; Aquifoliaceae. The record is from the annotation of a GenBank genome assembly.
GUAAUAUCUGGACAACUCCAUGUCUAAUUUUGGAAGUUUGUUCUUUGUUCGGAGUGCAGAGGAUAGUCGAAGACUGUAGCACUUAGAUUCCGAGCUUCGUACAGUGAGGAGAGAGACUGACGCAGACGCUGAAGCUUGCUCAGCAAAGUUCUAAUGGCUGUUCCGGUUGAAGAAGCCAUUGCUGCUUUAUCCACAUUUUCAUUGGAGGAUGAUCAGCCAGAGGUGCAAGGUCCAGGAGUUUGGAAGAUGUGGAAGAGUGAGGCGGAGCGUAAGAAUGAGAGACAGGUAAGAUGUGUGGUUGAAUGA